GUGUUGCCUAACGCAUAUAUCGCUUAUUGUAUUGUUUGGUAUUAUUGACAAUUUAAUAAUUUAUUUAAGUAGCAGUUAUAAUUUUAAAGUCUUAUAGAAUGGCUAAGUAGUGAAUAUAAGUGAAUGUUUCAAAUUAGAAUUGUAUAAGUGCAUCUAAAUUUAACUAGAAGUAUAUCUGUCGGUGUCUUGCUUUGAUAAGUUCAACGAAACAUUGAUUUUGUUGUGAAUGCAUUAAAGUUCACUGCUCUUAUUAUCCAUUUGGUAAAUCACAGCUUAACGCACUGUAUUACAAGAAAAUAAAUAGUAAGCAUGAUAAACAGUUCAAUUAUAUGAGUUAGUAACAUAAAUUCAAGUAUGAACAAUUACUUACAAAGAUUAGGACUUACUGCUUGGAGAAAAAAGACUACUAUUCUUGUAGCCUCUGGUUUCUUGUCAUUAAUAAUAUUUGGUUUACAAUUCUCGCAUUUAGAUAAUAACAGUACAAAUCUUAACAAUCUUCUACAAGAUGAAAAAGAUGCAGAGGUAGUAGCUGAGGCUUUAGUUAAGAGUAUAAAAAAUGUUAAAUUUAUAGAAGCAAAUAAAAAAUUGGUUGCAACUGAAAUCGAUCCUGAAUCAAGACAAAAUGAUAUUAAUAUUAAAAGAGAAAUUAAACAAGACAAACCAUUUGAAAACAUACAUUUGGAGCAACAAUUAGGAAUACCUUUUGUAAAUAUAGAUCCUAAAAAUCCUUAUAUUCCAAAGAAAAGAAUAGUCCAUUUAGAUUUAAAAGGAGCGCCACCCCUAAUUUCAUAUUUCAGGAGGUUUUUCCCAUUAAUUCAAUCAAUGGGAGCAACUGGAAUAUUAUUAGAAUAUGAGGAUAUGUUUCCUUUUUCUGGACAUUUGAAAAAUAUAUCGGCUAAAAAUGCAUACAGUGUGGAGAAUAUCAAAGAGAUUCUAAAUCUAGCUGAAAAUUCUCAAUUAGAAGUAAUUCCUCUGGUACAAACAUUUGGUCAUUUGGAGUUUGCACUUAAGCAUGCAGAAUUUGCUUAUCUUCGAGAAGUUGGUGGUAGUCCACAAGCUCUUUGUCCCAGCAGAAAAAGCUCUUUAGAUUUCAUAACGGAAUUGAUUAACCAAGUAAUGUCAUUACAUCCUUCAGUAAAGUAUCUUCACAUAGGUUGUGAUGAAGUUUUUCAAAUGGGAGAAUGUGAUUUAUGUCGAUUGGAAAUUCAUGAAAAUCUUUUCUUAAAACAUAUUAAAAAUGUAGUAGACAUUGUUCGUCUCAAAUAUCCAACAUUAAAAAUUAUUGUUUGGGAUGAUAUGUUACGUCAUAUAUCUCAGCAAUCAAUGUUGGAUGCUAAACUAGGAGAACUAGUGGAACCGAUGGUGUGGGUUUAUGCUGAGGAUAUUUACAGAUUUGUACAACCUACCAUAUGGGAAAAGUAUUCAUCAGUGUUUGCAACAGCCUGGUCUGCUUCAGCUUUCAAAGGGGCAUUUGGGGAAACUAUGUAUGUUCCUAAUGCCCGUAGACAUUUAGAAAAUACUUUAAGAUGGUUAGAUACUAUGGCUGCACAAUCUACUGCAUUUAAGAAUGGAAUAUCCGGUAUUGCUAUUACAGGUUGGCAGAGAUACGAUCAUUUUGCAGUACUUUGUGAACUACUACCUGCUUCAAUACCAUCAUUAGCUCUGAGUCUGCUUGCUGCAACAACUGGUUACUUCAAUUCGUCAUUGAAAGAUAAAUUUUUGAAAGUAUUGAGUUGUCCUGAAUCAGCUAUUGAUAGUACUCCUUUCAUUACAUUGGAAUCUGAUCCGUUUUUAUGGGAAAAAGUCAGUAGGUGUACAUUUCCAGGUAGUCCAGUGUUUAGAUUAACCAAUCGGUUUCACAAUCUUGAACUGGAAGCCAACGAAUUCUUAGACGUCACAUUGAAACAAAAAGGUUGGAUGACAUUAUAUAAUGUUCAACAUAAUUAUAGUUUAGCACUUAGAGUUGAAGAACUUACUUUAGAUCUACCUAGACUUUAUCACGGGAUGAUUUCCUUAGCUAGAACUGCUGUUGACGCUAUGAACGGCAUCUUCGACAAUUACACAAAAUCUGAGUGGAUAGAACAGAAAAUUUUUCCUUAUAUCUUGCAAUUUGAACAAAUACAAAAUGACAGUUAUGUUUUAAAGAGCGUAAAUCAUUGGCCAGCUAGACCGCUGCCAAUUUCUAAGGAAAUGCAAAAAUUAGCUUUCAAUAUUGGGUUACACUAGCAGAAAGGUAAUCAGUAUAUAUUUUUCUCUUGAAAUAAUACUACCUAAAAACCUGUUUUUUUAAAUGUGUAAAGGCCUGGUUACACGAACCAGUAUCAAAUAUGUCUUAGUCAGUUACUACAUUUUUUUUAAUACAUCAUUCGCCUUUCUCUUGUAAACCGGUAUCAAUAAAUCCAUAUAGUAGAUGUCUACUUUUAUACCAGUAGCUUGCACUUAUGUGACCAGGUCGUAAACCUACUGUCACACGAUUAUGUAGAUAAAAUCUAUCACUUGAACCACUCGAAUCAAAUUUUAUAUUUAAAAAUAAACAUUGAAUAGAAAUUUGAAAGUGAAAGAACGUAUAGUAAAUUCUGUGAUCUAAAAAAUCUUUUUCUUGAAUGUUUCUAAAAAGUAUGUGUUUUUAGUUUUAAGUAACAAUGGUAUUUAUUUCAUAAGAAUCCAUGAUAUAUCUGGGGUCGGUAUUAUAAAAGUUUUGUUCAACCGAACGUUCUUCAACCGCAUGUAGAAACUCCACCGAUGAUUAACAUCGUUCGGUAUUAUAACGCAUUUGCAACCAUCCGUUGGUCAACCGGAAAUUUGUGCUGAAAAAUUCACGUUGGCUGCACUGAGAGCUCAAUUUCAACCAAUCAAAUCCGAGUGAACUGACAUUUUCUGAGGAGAGUGUGUCAGUCAAAGGUUGAAGUAUAGUUUUGAUUGAAGUUUCCACGUGAAGUUGAGAAGGAGACGAUGAUAACGACAUCGUUCAAAUGCUUCAAUUAAUUAAAAAUAAUAUAUUAGUUAAGUUCAUCAAAUGCAAGUCAAAAUAAAUGAAAAUUGAGGUUAAAAAGUCCGUUCAACUCUCGGUUGACACUUCAAACUGAACUUUCAUUACGGUUGAACCGAACGACAGUCAACCAUCCGUUCAACGGUUAACGACUAUAAUACGCAAAUUUGGCUUCAAUUAUAAGUUGAAUCUAAACCUUCAGUCGAAACUCCACCGAUGAUUAACAUCAAUUGGUAUGAUAACGCAUGUUGGUAGCACAGAGAGUUCAGUUUUCACCAAUUAAAUCCGUAAAACCGGACUUUAUAAUCCCGACCUUUAAGGUUGAUCCACACAUAUCCGUGCCGAAACAUAAGGUACAGUGACCUUCAGUGGAAAGAAAAUAUCGGCUGACGAAAUUCUUAGUAAACUAAAGGGGGAAAUACGGUACGUGUUCAAACAUGAACGGCGAAGUGACAACUUGGGGUCCUUCAUAUUGUAAAGAACUGGUUGUUCCAGAACCAACCCAAUGAGAAGCUCGUCGGUCAUAUUAGAAAAAUGAGGGACACACAGAAAAUAUUGGAAAAUUAAUUGAGCAAACUUUUUUUCACGGUACGUCACGGCGCGGAUAUGUGUGGAUCGACCUUUAGACGUGUGUUCAUUCAAAAUGGUACUCGAGUUAGUGUUGCUAGGUUUGAAAAAAAUGUAUUGAUAAAAGUGAGAAAUUCGUAUUUUAAAAUCAGUUUUCAUGAAAUAAAUAUUCAUUUCAAGUACUAAUUACAGUACUCGUUUAGAUAUAUCUAAACUAUAUGCACAAAAAAGAGAUUUAGUUUUAUUCUAUAUAAGAUAACUUCUAAAAAUCGGUCUAAUCUUUAGUGUAGGUAGGCGAUGUUGUUUUUUAGUGUGUCAAUACAUCACUUUAUAUGAUCCCUAAUUGGUAAAAAAAAUCAUUUUGUACUGAUAUUUAUUGAUGAAAAGUUAGGGAUUUUAUACUUGUUAAUGAUUCUAUUUAUAACAUUUUAUAGAGAAUAUUCGGAUUUUCUUCAUCUAGUCAAACAUUAAAAAAAAUCAUGAAUAAUUUUUCUAAAGCUAUAUUUCAUUACAACAAACCAAUCCAAAGCAUUACAACCAUUAUACUUUCACACCUAUAAAAAGUAUAUGAAUAAUUUCAUAUACAGUAUGGUGCAAUUGAAAGGAAUAAAUCACUAGAAUAACCUGUGCAGAGAUAGUCCAGUAGGAGUACCUCACAUAUCUAUUUAUGUGAGUAUCCUCACAUAAACUUUGAGCGAUGACAUGCUCAUAUAUAUGACGACAAAAAUAAAAAGGUAUACGAAAUAACAAAUUUGUUCCUUUCAUCAUCAUACAUCAUCUAUACAAGGUGUGAUCGAAAAUACAAUCAAUUAUUUUAUCGAAAACAAAUUACAUAUAUUACAUAACUUUUGAAAUAAUUGCCCUUAAAUCAUUGCUUUAACUUGAUAAAAGAUUUUUUUAUCCAAUUAUUGGAUGUAAAUAAAUUAAAUCAUAAAAAUUGUAAAAUAACUUUCCCAGAGGAACUGUCUUUGCAGAUAAUCCGUAUUUUCAAACUUCAAUUUGUUGAUUUAUUAGAAACCACAUAAUUUCACGAAAUAAUAAAAUUUUUUCAAUUAUCGAGAAACCGCAUUUCCCAAUAUGAUUACUUCGUAAUUGGUAACUAAUAUAACUCCAAAUAGGGUUUCCCUGUAUACAUUAUUGUUUUAUGAGAAACAUAGCAUUGCAUCUGUUCAUUAUCCAUUAAAUAAAAUGAGUUUUUGAAUUACCAAAUUCUUUUUCAUCGUAUAGUCCUCCUUUAAUGAACUUUUCGUAUGACAUCUGCUCUAGUUCCAUUAUUUUUAUCCAUUUAUGGUUGGUCUAUUCUAUGUACACAUAUGUACAAAGUUAGUGGGAUUCCAUCUCGUCUAGUGAUCCACCAUUUUCCGUUCAGCAGCUCGUUUUAUCACUCUAAUCUUAUUGCAAUUAUUGAUUCGACAAAAACGGUUUGCAUUUAUUUGAAGGGUUUUUCUUGUUAAUCGCAUUUUGUUAUAGUAAAAAAUUGACGUAAAUCCAUGUUAACGAAGUAUCAUUGAGAUCUACUUUAAACUUUAAAAGCACUCCUGGAUUAUUGCCAGAGAUCUUCGUCUUUUAUUUCAAGCGCUCCCAAGUGUAGUGCUCUGGAGCUCCUUAGUGUUUCACACUUCGAGAGAAUGUGGAUAGAGAUCUCGUCCUCGUGCAACACAACCAGCACACUACUUAGGUUGAUACAUUCAGUAGAUCUUCUCUGGAUAUGGUUUUCUAGUAUUUUCUAUGGAGUUUACAGUUCCCCUCUCGAAACGAACUUUGCCUCAACCAAAGAAAAUAAUAAUAACUAUGUUCUUGAAGGACUCAUUUCCACUUUUAAAAUUUUCAUACGACUUGAAAACACUCUUCGAAGUUAGUAUAUUUUACAGAUUUUAAUAUUUCGUGAGGUUCUUUGCACUUUUUCAACUCUGCGUUUUUAAGAACAAAGUUUCAAAACAAAUACUAUAAACGCGAUGUCAUUAAUUUAGUAUUAUAGCAGACUGACUAGCUAGAAUGGUUUCAAACUUAUCUCACCACAAAAGGGUACAUUAUGUACUACAAAUUAAAAAAGAUACAUUAUAAAUAAUCGUUGUUAUUAAUUUGUGUUCUUCUGUAUUUUGUAAUCACACCUCGUAUAUAUUUUUGCAAAACCUUAAAUUUCAAACUUCCACUUGAUAUAGAACUUGAAAAAUAAUUUUCUCUGAUCCCUUUAUCAAACAAUUAUUUCAAUAAAUGUUAGUAGGUUCUGUUAAAAAAUACUUUGGCUGUUUGUCUAUGACUAUUGCAUAUCAUUUGCCCAAUCUGUAUGUUACUUUUUCAACAGUAAUCUAUUAAGUGAAUUAUUAAUAUUUUUUGUUUAUCUUUUAUAUUUUAUUAAUACAAAUAUUAAAUCAUAAUAUUUUUGAUAUUAAUAAUGACAAUAUUUAUUUUCCUUUCCUUUUCCAACAAUAAUUACUUAAUAGGACCAAGGACAAUCGGUAUUAAAGACUAUUUUUAAAGUGCCAAAAUUUUUUGAUAUUAUUUUUGAGAUAUUUGAAUUUUUCUUGUCUUUGUGGAUAUUAAUUAUAAUAACAAAUUGACAAUAAUUCAACUUGAUUACUGUAUCAUUAUUUUUCUUUUGUAUCAUUGCAAAAAAUUAUAAACAUUAAAUAGUCAUAGACAAUUUGCUGUAUAUCUUUUGCUUAGUUCUAGUUGAUUAAUUUUUAAUUCAUGUUUCAUGAUUUUUAUUGUUUUAUCUAAUCAGUUGUGAUAAAAAAUACUCAUUUUUUUAAAAUUUAUGUAUAAGGUAUAACUAUCAGAAAUUAGAUAACAUGUAUACCUUUUUUGUAGCUAAAAAAAAACAAUUACUUGACUCAAGCCUUCAGAUCAAUUCAUUUUAAAUGGCUAGUCAUCUAUACCCAAUUUUGAAUAUAUUUUAUGAUUGUAAAUGAGGAUAUAACAAAAAAUAUAGUUUAUAAAUUAAACCACAUAUCAUGACCAAAAAGAACCUGACUUAAUUUAAGGGGUAAAAAUUUAAAAAAGUCAAUAUCUUAUUUUAGCUAAAAUGGUAGGGAAUUAUGUUAAAACUGACGUUCUUAAACAAAAAAAAAUUCACUUGGACAUUAAAUUAAUAAAAAUUUUUUGUUUUAUGACUAAUUUUUUUAUACAAAAAAAAGUUUAUCAAACUUCCGCGGUUUUGUUAGAAUUUCUUAUUAUUUUGAAACCCAUACGGACUGUUGAAUGCGUUGUUGACGAAAGUUGAUGGUAGUGGAAAAUUCCUGUUAUGCUUAUAGCUCUGUAUUGAUGCCAUUUUGUUUAAGAAUGCUCUGUUGAAUUAAUUUAAUUACUUCAAAACAAAUAUAAUGAAAUCAUCUAAUUGGAUUUUGCAUCUGAUAUAAAGUUUUUUUUUUUUGAGAAAAAAAAAUUCCAAAAAUAAUCUUAAAAAACCGUGCUCUACAAUGGUGUUACCCUUUGAAUAUGCAGUAAAAAAAUUUACUACAUUCGAAUUAGGUUUUCUAAAAAUUAUAAUCAAUAAUAUAGGUGCCAGUAUCUAAUUGUAUCUCUGGCAACAAAAACUUAAUAGAUAAUUAAAAUAAAUAAUUUUUGUAGCUAAAAUGUACUAAAGAACAAAAAUUUUGUUAGUUAAUCAGGACUCAAAAUUAAACGAACCCAAAACUUGAGUCCUAGUUAAAUUGAAAAAUUAAAUAAUACAGUAAAGUAUCAUGAAAAUUUCAUUAAACUUUUGUAUCCAUCUUUAGAAACUUGGAAAAAUUACAAUCAUUGAUUUAUAUUUUGUUUCAUAAUUUUUUUCCGUUGCAGCUAAUCGGUUGUGAUAAAAAAUACUCAUUUUUUUCCAAAUUCAUGUAUAAGGUAUACAGUUCAAUAUAAAUUCGAAUUGUCUUUUUUAACUUUUUCAUUGAGAGGUCCUCUUAUAGUCGGGCUAUUGUCUCAUUUUAGUAGGUCUAGAUGAUUGUUCCGUGCUUGCGGACCACCCCUAAAGUCGGGCGUAACAUUUUCAACAUUUGACUGCUGCUACCAAUUAAAAUAAAUCCAAAAAUGUAUUCUCAUGUUUUAAUAAUCACAAUCAACAAUAUAGAUGUCAGUAUCUAAUUGUAUCGCUGGCAACAUGAACUGUUAAGUUUAACAAAUAAUCUAAUACCACUUUUUGUAGCUAAAAAGCAUUAAGGAACAAAAAUAUUUUAGUUACUUUGGACUAAAAUGUAAAAAAAUGAAGCCAAAACUUGAGUACUAGUUAAAUUGGAAAAUAUAAUAUUUGUUAAGUAUCUUUUUCUUUCAUGUUCCUUGUCCGGUCUCCUUGACGUUGGUGAUCACCAUGGCAAAAGUUGUACGAUCCUCUGCUAAGUGCAAAAGUUCACCAGCCCUUCUUAUAACGGUCCAGUCUUGAUUAUUUCUGAGCCAUCACUAUUGCUUUCUUCCAACUUCACGGCGUCUCUUCAUUUUUCUCUUCAGUAUGAACUAUAAAGGAAGAUUUAUUAACUUGACUUUUCAUUUGCCGUUAGAUGUUACAAAAUUAAAAACAUUGAAUUACAUAAGAACAUUCAUAGUUGCCGUUUGCCGUUGGCGGCUUUUAAUAUAAACCGCCGUUCGUAGCAAUAGAAAAAAUCCAAACAUAUCCGUUUGUGUUUAAUACGUGUUUUGACGUAUGACGUUAGAUUUUCGACCCCUGUUUAUUAGUCUCACAUUAAAUUUCCUCAUAUUCUUUUUCUUUUCAAGUUUUGUUAUUGCCAUUGUAAACAUAAGACCUAAUGCUCUCAAUAAAAAAACUCUUCGUUAUUUUCCAUAAUAUCAUUCAUAAAUACCAGAUUACAAACAAAAAUACAAAAAUAUCACGACAACAAUUUUUAAGUUAACGGCAGCACUUCAAAUUUAUGAAUGGGGUGUGGAACUCUCGAACUGCAACAGCAAACGGAAAGUCAAGUUUAUGAAUCGGCCUUAAUAGACAAUAUUUAUCACCCCUCAAAAUAUGACCAAUUUAUAAUGUAUUUCGUCCAGUGCUGCCUUUCAACGUUUGCUGUUCGUAGUACUUUCUCGUUUGUAACAUGUUGUGUUCAUGAAAUAUGAAGUGUUCUUCUGUGAAGCCAUAUUUCAAUUGCCUUCAGUUGGUUCAGCGUACUGACCUUUAGAGUCAGAGAUACAUGGAAUUUAUCAAAAAACAUAGUUAUUUCGAAAAAUCAAAAGAAAACUUCAUUUGUCCUCAAUAAUAAGAAAAAUUGUUGCAGAAAUAGUCCUGGAAAUAACGAUUGAAAAUUUGAAAUACAAAAAGUAAAAAAUAGUUUAAUUUAAUUACAUGUAACCAGUUUGUUUUAUGAUAAUUUACAAGAGCUUUUUAUUGAAAAUUUAUUUCCUUCAAAAUAUGUAUUGGUAAAAUAUUUAAGAUUAAUGAUUAGUAAUGUUUGCAUAAAAAAGAUAUUGUAAUGAUAUAUCAGUCGAUAUGAUAGAUAUUCAAUAUAACAAUUUUUAUAGUAAAAGAAACGUCGUUGAAAAAUAAUUUUUGGAUACAAAAUGACGGAUAAUAUUUGUAAUAACAUCAUAAAUUAUCCCAAUAUAUUUGAUAUUGAAAGUUAUUAGGAAAGCUUUCGAAAUCUUUCUGAUAUGAAAUUUUAGUGAACCAACACCCACUCGUCGUUUUUCGCGGUACAUUCGAAAAUUAAAAAAAUUAAUGAAGUUACAACAGUCUUAAAAAGUUUAAGAAAGUUCCUUCAGUAAAUGCAAAAAUUUGGUAAUACCUGUAAUGAUUGUUCUAUAAACAUUUAAAUAUCAUCCCUAUUCUACAAGAAUUUAAAAUCAAGAGUUGAUGAAGAAAGGAAUGAUUUUUAUGAAGGAAGUCAAACAUUUUAUUAUUUAUUAUAAAAAAUUCCCUUUAAGCAAAUUAAUAUAAAAUAAUAUGUUUAGAUUACAUAUCUCACAUAGUUGUACUGAUACUAAUCCACAGGUAUUACAAAAAAACCGUUAUAAGGUUAAAGAUAGAACUGAAAUCAGCCGAUAUUAAUAAUUUUGAAAAUUGUUGGAUAAAGAACAAUGGACCUCAUUGCUGGCAUCACCUUUCACCAGAUAUCAUUGCUUUAGACUUCUUUGUUGGACGUAUCUAAACAAUUUGCUGUUUGAAAAAACAAUUUUCAAGAUACCGUCAAUCGCAGUGACUUUGCCCAUUUUUAAAGUUUACAAUCAAAUUUUGGAUAUUUAUAGAUGAAUUUUCCACAAAAAAAUCAUUACAUUUGUGCGACUAUGAUCUGAAACUACUGAAUUAAUAUUUUUUCUUCUUCUUUCUUACAUCAUUACAAAGUCAUCGCCAUGAUAGGGGUAAUUUACCCCCCCCCAGCAUUUUUCUAUGUUUUUAGGUUCAUAUGCCCCGUGUGGGCAAUUUUACAUUUUGGCAUGUUGGAAGGACCACGAUUGAAGAGAAUAAUUAAUACAAAAUUAAAUUUAUUUUAUUUAAUGUAUACUUUUAUAGAAAAAUCUUCAUAAACUUGAAUUACACCAAACUUAAUUCAUCAAUAAACUCAUUGAGAUCAAAAUAUAUAAUAAUGAAAAUAAAGGAUGGUUGUUAGGCGCCUCUGGUAUCACUUGGAUCAAUCAUUUUUAAGUACUAAACAUUGUCUCAAAAACUGGGCAAAGAUACCCCGAAGGACAAAGUCACCCUAAUUGACGGUAACAGACUUCAGCAGCAAUUUUUAAGUACCCAGUAUAAUUUUUCUAAAAAUUUCAAAUGAUUUAGAAAGCUUUGGGUAUUUUUGGGACAAAUUCUACACUACACUCAAGUGUAGUUUAUUUAAUUUUAGUCAAAUCAGAUGAAUUGAGUUAUUUACCUCCCUCUCACCGAUGCAAUACCAACUUUUGUUUUACGAAAAUAACUCAGUUCAGUUUAUUUGACAAAUGACUGAAUAUCAGUUCUUACUGAAUAGAGUUGUGAUUAAUAUUUGUGAAUAUCUUUUUAUUUCACUUUUGUAUUGACAAGUGCAUUUUGGUUUAGAAUACAAUCUCAGUUUGUUAUUCCAUUUGACUCACCAUAUCAAAGUGAAAACAGGGGAGCUGAUGAUAUCAGCUUAAUUUGAAACAGAGCAGAUCAUUUGCAAAAGGGAAGCUAUGAUAAAUUUCGAAUGAAGUUAUAUUGAAAUCCAUCAUAGAUUUGUAUGAAAAGUGGAAUUCGUGAAUAACUGAAAAUAUUUCUACUAAAACAAACUCCCCGAAAAAUAUUAGGUCAUCAUGGUAUACCCUGUAUAUUAAUAACACCUUACAGGUUUUAGUAUAUUUACAACUACAUAUUUGUCCCUAUUUUUUAUAAGUACAAAAACAUUUAUAUUUAGGAAUGAUUAUAUGCUUGUGAAAAAUAUGAAUUUUAUAUCUCUAUUCUACCUGUUGUGAUACCAGUGUUGUUUUAUUUAUAUAUUUCACCAAAUAGUAUUAAUGUUCAAAAUAUAUGAAAAAAAUUCUC
Diorhabda carinulata is the source of this 10970-nucleotide messenger RNA. RefSeq names its product hexosaminidase D-like. Lineage: Eukaryota; Metazoa; Arthropoda; Insecta; Coleoptera; Chrysomelidae. Gene Ontology annotation, biological process: carbohydrate metabolic process. The transcript has 6 exons. The record is from RefSeq and is a predicted model, not a curated record. The coding region runs from base 355 to 2226 and encodes 623 amino acids. Gene Ontology annotation, molecular function: hexosaminidase activity.